Molecule: messenger RNA, 679 nt
Organism: Zea mays
Lineage: Eukaryota; Viridiplantae; Streptophyta; Magnoliopsida; Poales; Poaceae
Exons: 1
Coding region: 21-335 (104 amino acids)
Source: RefSeq, a predicted model, not a curated record
CACAAGAAACACAGGCAUGCAUGGGUUCCCUAGGCUCAAGCACCAUUAGCAGCAUGAACAUGGCGAAGCAGGCAGCCACCACCGUUGGUGCUAAGAACGGCGCUGUUGCUGUCGCCGAUCAGCAGAAAGUAGAGGGCCCCAGGACGAUGAACUGCAGUAGCUACACCUUCCACAUGCCGCUGCACUACCCGCGGUACAAGAAGGCUGACUACGAGAGCAUGCCGGAGUGGCGCGUCGACUGCCUGCUCCGCGAGUACGGCCUCCCCGUCGACGGCGAACUCGACAGCAAGCGAAAGUUCGCCAUGGGCGCCUUCCUCUGGCCCGACCAGUACUGAAGGAACCCGUGGCCCGAGCUGAGGCUGCUGAGCCUGAGCUAACAAGAGAUGAAGCAACUGCAGUAGCCGGAGCUAACAAGAGAUGAUGCGCCACUGCUGCUGCCUCCGGCGACCAGAGUUACAUCCCUGACGUAGGCAAGUGUGAGGAGUGUGGAGAAGAAUCAUAUAUUUAUGUGUAGUGUUGAUACAUUAUGAUUCUACGUACUCGCCUCGAUCUUGCUUCUGCUUUUCUCUACAAUAAUAUAUAAUCCAUUCAUGCAACCAGGAUCGAUAAUUGCAUGCUGUUGUACCAAUAUAUGAACUAAUAAUAAUACUAAUAAUAAUAUCGGUUCGCAAUGAACAAA